AUUACCUUAGCGUUUCUCGUCAUGUUGUGACAGGACUGAAGCGCCCCCAGCUAAAAUUCCUGCCUGGGCUGUUUUGCAAGACAACACUUGUCUAAGAUGACGGAUAUUGCACAGAGUACCUUGCUAAUCGCUCUAAAACUCGAGCAUAUAAAGUUUAUUUGCGUCAAUUGCGUAAACAUUAACUUUAACGCGCUGCCUUUGCUCUGACUGGCGCAUGGUGGAAACUUGGUGAGUGAUUAAACGCUUAAGACAGUGCAAAGGAUAUGUUCAUUUGACCUCCAGAAGCUGUAUGCUGAUCUUAUUGUUACUUCUUUUCAAAAGCUCUGACCCUGCAUUGUUCCACCUUGAAAACUCAGGACACAAUCCAAAAACUGAAUGCCUGUAAACUCACUGGUGCAUGACAAGGCCCAAAGCAAACACAGACAGUAUGUAUCAUUAACCUCCACUUCUCCAAGUCAAAUGUACAAGAAUCCUGCUGCUACCUCACUGCUGAUGGCUACUGCAUUCGGACUGCUGUUUGCUUCAGAGCUGCCUGUCUUCUUUUCAGCGACCAUGGGAUUUUCUACGGAGGAAAAUAUAUAACUUUGUGUCUGAGUUGCUGAAGUUAUGCGGAUGCCACUUGUGUGCAAAACAAAUAUAUGCUUUAUGACCAAACAAUGGAUAUAUUGGACAAUUCAAAGAGUAAUGAAACCAUUGACUUUAUAAUAUAUUUUUCUUGCAUUUAACAAGUAUUGUUAUUGCAAUUUGGUAAGACUGAAAUGGGUGGUGAGACUGCAGAGAUGGACCUUCUGGAGAAAAAGAGGGAGCUCAAAGCGACCACAGAAAUCAGAGAGAAUGAAGAGGUCGAGGUGCAGAGGCGGCCGGUCAUCCCACGGCACCGCUGGGUCAUGAACGGGGCAGUCAUGUUUGGACGUGAGUUUUGCUACGCCAUGGAAACAGCCCUUGUGACUCCAGUACUGUUACGCAUUGGUCUGCCCGAGCAGUACUACAGUCUGACCUGGUUCCUCAGUCCAGUCCUAGGUCUCUUCUUCACUCCUGUGAUUGGCUCCACCAGUGACCGCUGCACGCUGAGAUGGGGGCGCAGGCGACCCUUCAUACUGGCCCUGUGUGUGGGGGUGCUGCUGGGAGUGGCUCUGUUCUUAAAUGGAGCUCUGAUAGGUCUCUCUGUGGGCGAUACUGCAGGCAGCCAGCCCAUUGGAAUAGCGCUGACCGUCGUAGGGGUCAUAGUGCUGGACUUUAGUGCUGAUGCUGCUGAUGGACCGAUCAGAGCUUACCUUCUGGAUGUAGCAGAUACAGAGGAACAAGAUAUGGCCCUGAAUAUCCAUGCAUUUUCUGCCGGACUUGGUGGAGCUGUGGGCUACAUGCUGGGAGGUCUGGAUUGGACAGGCACAGCUCUGGGUCAGGCCUUCAAAGCCCAGGAGCAGGUCCUGUUCUUGUUCACAGCUGUAGUCUUUAUCGUAUCAGUCAUUCUACACAUGUUCAGUAUUCCAGAGAAGCCCUACUCUCCACGACAGCCUGGAGUCUCACAAAAUCCUGAUUCUACCUCACAGUCAUCUCUUAAGACAGUAGACCACACUGCACCUAUGCUUGAUGUCAUCAUGGAAGAAGAUUCAAGCUCAGACGACAGCUCAGAUUCUGACAAAGAGGACAUGGACUUGCUUGGCAUGGAGAGAGUGCGGAGUAAAAGUGAUUCGGUUUUAGCCAUGCCUGAUGCUACAAUCGAGAUGGAUCCUGAUCUCCAUCCAGACAAUCAGCACUUCCUGGCAGAGGUGGACCUUUUACCAGAAGUGCACGAAGACCUCGAAGAUGUUUUUAGUCCCACUGAGGGGAACAGUGACAUCUCCUUGCUUCAUGUGCCAAUAACCUGUAACAAUGAUUCCAUGAAUGGAUCUGCCUGCAACCAGCACUUUCAGACUGUCCCCACAGAGAGUAAAUCACUGGUAAAAGCAGCAAAUUGUUCCAGUAACGGUUUGUCAUCACCACACCUUCGAAAAAGCGUGGGUUCUCCUAAACUAGGAACUCGUCUCUCAACACGUAGACCCACCUUCUACAGACAGCCUUCAUUCACUUUCUCCUACUAUGGACGCGUGGGAUCACAACGGUACAGACUGAAAAGAAACACAGCCGCGCCUUUAAGUCCAAAGCGAAUCACCUCAUCCCGCAGUCUGAGCGACCUCUCAGAGCUCCAGAAAGAAGUGCAGGAGAGAGAGAGGAAGUUCUCCAUGAGCAGUCUCUCCUCAGAAGAGUCCAGCACUGUGUCCGAAGAUGAGGAGGAGACGACCUUACGCCUGCUGUGGCUGUCCAUGCUCAAGAUGCCGACGCAGCUGUGGAGGCUGUGUAUCUGUCAUCUGCUCACAUGGUUUGCUUAUAUUGCCCAAGCUGUUUUCUUUACAGACUUCAUGGGACAAGUCAUCUUUCAGGGAGACCCCAUAGCACCGGCCAAUUCCACAGAGCAACAGAAUUAUCUCAGUGGAGUCCAGAUGGGCUGCUGGGGUUUGGUUGUAUAUGCUGCCACUUCUGCAAUUUGUUCAGCAAUCCUUCAGAAGUACCUUGAUCAUUUUGACCUGAGUGUUAAGAUUAUCUACAUUGUUGGGACUCUUUCUUUCUCAGUAGGAACGGCGGUGAUGGCCAUCUUCCCUAACGUUUACGUGGCCAUGGUGAUGAUCAGUAGUAUGGGUGUGAUCUCCAUGAGUAUCUCCUAUUGCCCCUAUGCAUUACUGGGGCAGUACCAUGAAAUCAAAGAAUACAUUUACCACAGCCCAGCCAACACAAGAAGAGGCUUUGGAAUUGACUGUGCCAUCUUAUCCUGCCAAGUUUAUAUCAGUCAGAUCCUGGUUGCCUCGGCGCUGGGGGCAGUGGUAGACGCUGUGGGCUCUGUACGUGUCAUUCCUGUAGUGGCCUCUGGGGGCUCUUUCCUGGGCUUUCUCACAGCCUGUUUCCUUGUUAUUUAUCCCGAUGUGGAGCCCAGCAGUUCAGAGCAGAACAAGGAAGCGUCUAUAGAGAAGGACCAAAAUGGAGAACAAAAUAAAAGACUGGCGUUGCUGAAUCUCACAAAUCAUGAAGGUGCAUACAAAACACAGAGUGAAGAGACUGCUGCUUAAGUGUUUCUACUGAACAUUUUUUUAAAGAUCAACUGAACACAAGGGCUCAUAGUAGAACAAUUGACAUAGAACAACAUAGAACAAUUUGUAUUUGAGAUGAAAUAUUCAAAUUGUUUUGGUUGGACACUGUUUGUGACAUACUUGAGGUGCGCAUAUGUAAUCAGGCUGUAAGGAUUAAAUGCUGGGUAUAUAUAUAUAUAUAACUCCACUUAUAAGGCAGUAAAGUGGAGUCAUUAGUACAUCAGUUUUCAGUGUCUUUGUUGUAGAUAACUGCAACAAUUUUCCUCCUAAUAUGACUCCACAUUAUUGCCUUUUGUCUGCAGUGUGUUUAUGACCUUAUUUGGUAGAUAUUUUUUUUUCACAUUAGCAGGACUGAGCAGACUUCUCAUACAUUUGCCAAUGAAACUGUUUAUGUUUGCACUUUACAAAACAUUGAUGAAAACAUUACAUUUGAGUUUUUAUACUGCAUAUUUAUCUAAACUUUUUGUACCAAUAUAAAGAUGAUAAAAAUCAUAAUCUCAUUUAAAUAUGCAUCAUGUAUCAUUUCUGGAGGGGGAGUUUGUCACCUGCUUGUCUCCAUCAGUCGUCAUAAAAGUCACAAAAUAUGGAAUUACAUUUAUCGUUGUUUUCUCUGUUAAAAGAAAAUGCAUUGAAAAAUGCUUUCUUACUGUGAGCGAGAUCACCUCUCCACAGACAUGACCUGUGACUUGGCUCUUCUUGGCUCCAUGGAAAUGCACAAGUGUGAUGCAAUGCUUUGAAACAUAUUUGGCAAAGCAAUAACUUGAAUGGAGACCCUACACCAGAAAAGUUACAUAGUGCAUUUUUAAUCGUGUACCAUUAUUGAGUCUAAGCUACAGGACAACUUAACAUAUUUUAUACACUUUUGCAAAGGCAAAAUUAAUACACGUGAUCUAUUAAAACAAAAAUCUGUUCGUAUGUGUUGUGGAGUUUGUAUUUCUACUGCAUUAAUUUAGGUGUGACUCAAGGUUAGU
Messenger RNA from Boleophthalmus pectinirostris (great blue-spotted mudskipper), 4093 nucleotides. It is a transcript of the gene slc45a4b, whose product is annotated as solute carrier family 45 member 4b. The transcript is spliced from 13 exons. Gene Ontology annotation, cellular component: membrane. Gene Ontology annotation, biological process: transmembrane transport. The record is from RefSeq and is a predicted model, not a curated record. Bases 759 to 3101 code for a protein of 780 amino acids. Gene Ontology annotation, molecular function: sucrose:proton symporter activity. NCBI's taxonomy places the organism in Eukaryota, Metazoa, Chordata, Actinopteri, Gobiiformes, Gobiidae.